AUGGCACCACGACUGCCCAAGUUUAUCAUUAUCCAAUCAAACUUCAACCACAGAUACUUGCACUUCGAAAAAGCCAAUCCAACUGUAGCUGAUGCCCUCCGGUUUGAUGGAGAUUACAGUUUUGGUCUCGAGACAAAGUUCGAGGUGGUUCCAGCAUCCACUGGAAAUGGACUAGUACACAUCCUGUCCCUACAAAAUAACCGGUUCUGGGAAAACUUAGGGGGCCCCGACAGCUGGAUCACUGCCACCGCCGUCAAACCUGAGGAGGACCGAUCUAGCAAGUAUUGCACGCUCUUCCAACCGGUUUACUUGGAUUACGGCAGCAGCGAGAUCGUCCGGCUUCUCCAUGUCCACACCAGCUGCUAUGUUACCUUCUUUUCGGGCACCAAUGAAAGCAACGGUUGCUUACAUUUAAGUAGGUAUACACAACCCAGUGAUCACCGCGAUCUUUGUACCAUCAUUGACUGGCAAUCAAUCGUGAUGUUGCCCAACCUUAUCAGGAUCAAGGGCGACAAUGGAAAGCAUCUCAAGGCCUACUCGGAUGGGUUUAUGGAUUAUAAUAAUGACGUCGCUAAUUCGCCAGAUUUCGAGUAUGAGGUGUUUCCAAGUCGCAACGGAGGCAUCAGCCUGAAGAGUAUCCAAUACGGCAAAUAUUGGAAGCUUGACGAUAAUUCGUCAUGGGUGUUUGCAAAUGGGUCUCCCACGACAGACCACGACAUCAAGACUGUAUUUAUACCUAUCAAGCUUGACGACAACACUAUUGCUCUUCGGAGUUUGGAGAACAAUUCUUUCUGCGCGAGACGCACGGCGGAUAGCAAGGCCAACUGCCUCGCCACCCUGUUUACUUAUGUCGACGAGUAUGCUCCAAUGGUCAUUGAGGAGCCCGUUUUGUCAAGGACUAUCGAUAAUGUCAUUUAUCACCUUACUGAUGCAAGGAUUUACGACGAGCAUGUUCUUGCACUUGUGAAUGAGGAGACUAGGAACAAAAAACAACAACAUCAUGACACGGCUAAAUUGAAUCUCAAGCGUACAGAAACCUAUACUAGGAAAUGGACCGCAAGCGUGUCGCUGGGAAUUGGUAUCAAGACGAGUAUAAGCGUCGGUGUCCCAACAGUGGUGGGUGCUAAGAUUGAGACUUCCUUCGAGUUUAAGAGUUCGUAUCAAUGGGGAGAAAGGAAUGAAGAUAAACUUGAAGUGGGAUCUGAGUAUACAGUCGAUGUGCCUCCUAUGAGUGGAGUUAAGGUGAGUCUGAUGGCAACACGGGCCUCAUGCGAUAUACCCUUCUCGUACACUCAGCACGACAUCUUGACAAAUGGAGCCGCAAAAGUUUACCAUAAGAGUGAUGGCUUAUUUAAGGGGAGCAACGCCUACAACUACAGGUACGAGAGUGCUCCGCUUGAUCUCGAAUAA
Papaver somniferum (opium poppy) is the source of this 1410-nucleotide messenger RNA. RefSeq lists its product as uncharacterized. Bases 1 to 1410 code for a protein of 469 amino acids. The transcript has a single exon. The record is from RefSeq and is a predicted model, not a curated record. NCBI's taxonomy places the organism in Eukaryota, Viridiplantae, Streptophyta, Magnoliopsida, Ranunculales, Papaveraceae.